UUCUGAGAGAUUGGUAGCCAUGAUCAUGACCUGGAGACAUGGUUUCGUUAUGCUUCUUGCUCUCGUGUUGGUGCUUGAUGAACGUCAAGCAGAUGGUGCGGUGUCGGCAGAAGUGCAAAAGCUGAUCCAUCAAGCCAACCUGAAUGGCCCUUACGUAGGCUUGGUGAUUCCAAACCUUUUCGAAUUGAGCCCUCUUCUUCGCCAUCCUAACUUCACUUCCACCAACUUCACUAUACCUUUUUCUGGAAGGAGAUUUCGGUUUGGAAUCAUUGGAGAGAAAAGGGUCAUACUAGUCAUGACAGGACUGAGCUUGAUAAAUGCAGGCAUAACCACCCAGCUAUUGCUGACUUUAUUCAAGAUCGAAGGGGUUGUCCAUUAUGGAAUAGCAGGAAAUGCCAAUCCCUCCCUAAACAUUGGAGAUGUCACUAUUCCUCAAUAUUGGUCACAGACAUCUCUUUGGUAUUGGCAGAGGUACGGAGAUGGACCCUUAGACGAGCUAGCCCUCGAAUCAAAUGGAGACUACACCAGGGAAAUUGGGCUCCUAAAAUUUGCUAAUUUUACCACAAAUGUGACUGCCUGUCCCUCAGAUGACAACCUAUUGAACAAUGUUUGGUAUCAGCCAGAGGAAGUUUUUCCCAUAGAUGGAGCUCCUGAACAAAGGCAGCAUGCCUUCUGGGUCCCUGUUGAUUCCAAAUACUUCAGAACUGCUAAAACUGUGGAGGACUUGAAACUGGAGGGUUGCCUGAACUCAACAGCAUGUUUGGAUGAGAAACCGAAGGUGGUCACUGUCCAAAGAGGAACAAGUGGCAGCAUUUUCCUAGACAAUGCUGCUUAUCGCAGCUUCAUUUACAGCAAGUUCAACGUAAGCCCUGUCGACAUGGAGAGCGCAUCGUUGGCUCUGAUAUGUCUGCAGCAAAGGGUACCUUUCAUCAUUAUCAGGGCUCUCUCCAACUUGGCAGGUGGCGGCUCUGCUGAAUCAAAUGAGAUUGUUGAAGCUAAUACUUGCAUGCAACCUGCAGUAGCAGUUUAACACUUGUCCAAACUCAACUUUAAGUCCUUAACAGCUAUUACUCCUCUCAGCUUAUGCAUUUACGUGUUGUCAUGCAUGCUUAGUUCUUAAUGCAUUUUAACACUUGUCUUAUGCUUCUGACCAAGUGUUGUUGACUAUUAUCCACGUAUGAAUCUGUUGUACUUAAAUAUCU
This is a messenger RNA of Theobroma umbraticum, 1202 nucleotides long. Its product is annotated as bark storage protein A-like. Gene Ontology annotation, biological process: nucleoside metabolic process. The record is from RefSeq and is a predicted model, not a curated record. Gene Ontology annotation, molecular function: catalytic activity. Lineage: Eukaryota; Viridiplantae; Streptophyta; Magnoliopsida; Malvales; Malvaceae.